CAUAUUUAAAGUAAUAAGCGUACUUAAAAAUUGGGGAACCUUGUGGAAAACUAAUUCGUGUAUCGGAUACAAUCUAGUGCUGAGUGUCCUAGCUGAACGGAGUAGCAAUCUCGAGCCAUACCGCUGUCCAACAACUUUUCUCUUGCUCUGGCCGCAAACAAUCCCUACUUAUGAUAAUUUCGACCCAAGAGAUGAGGUAAAUUGUGGAAAUGACACUGGCACACCGGGCACUGUUUACGUGGUUCAUAGUACUCGUCUUUUUGAUCCUAUUGUGCCUGCGCCUUGAUCCGCGCACUACAUGGAAUUGGUUUGUUACAUUUACACCGCUGUGGUUCUUCGACUGCAUUCUCAUCAUCUACGUGAUCAUAAAAUUCAUACGCAAGUGGCGGAAUCUGAACCGUCUGACAGACCUGCUGCUCCUGUAUAAAUGGAACAUAGGCGGAGUGCUGCUGACCAUCACAUCACAGGUAAUGAUAUGCCUGACAUUGGAAUAUCCCCAGCAGAUACCCAUCUACGUGACCAUCGCCCCUUUGAUACUGCUCCUGAGCACCGCCAUUUUCUAUGUGGGCAGCAGGCUCGGCAAACGGGAGGGCUGGUUGAAUUGAACCCCGGAUUAGUGUACCAUUAAACGUUUAUUUUAAGUUAGCUCGUAAAUAAAAUGGAAAUUCAGAAA
Drosophila obscura is the source of this 673-nucleotide messenger RNA. RefSeq names its product transmembrane protein 60. Bases 210 to 605 code for a protein of 131 amino acids. Lineage: Eukaryota; Metazoa; Arthropoda; Insecta; Diptera; Drosophilidae. The record is from RefSeq and is a predicted model, not a curated record. The transcript is spliced from 2 exons.